Molecule: messenger RNA, 906 nt
Organism: Solanum dulcamara
Lineage: Eukaryota; Viridiplantae; Streptophyta; Magnoliopsida; Solanales; Solanaceae
Product: zinc finger A20 and AN1 domain-containing stress-associated protein 5-like
Exons: 1
Coding region: 110-604 (164 amino acids)
Biological process (GO): protein ubiquitination
Molecular function (GO): zinc ion binding; ubiquitin-protein transferase activity
Source: RefSeq, a predicted model, not a curated record
UUCUCUCUUUUUUCUCAUUUCUCUCUAAAAUCCCUCAUCCAAACACUUCCCAACACCCCAAAUUUGCAUUUCAUUUCCAUUUUUCUCUCUCUCUAGAAAUCUCUCAACCAUGGCGGCGCAGAAGAGAGAGAAAGAAGAAACCGAGCUGAAGGUUCCAGAAUCCAUCCCUCUGUGCUCUCCAACUCUGCCGGUAUCUUCACCGUCUCCUCCUCCGCCGCCGUCGACGACGACGACGCAUAUCUCAGUUUCUGUUAUCUCAGAUCUGAAACGUUCUGAUAGAUCGUCGAUGGAGAGCAUAGAUCUGAAGGUUUCUAGUAUGGAUGAUGAAUUGAGAUCUACAUCAGCUGCAUCGCCGGAAAGUAUGGAUCUGGUAGGUAGAAAAGCAGGGGUGAAGAGGCAACGGGAAGCUAAUAGAUGUUCUGGUAUAGGUUGCCGUAGGAAAGUCGGAUUGAUGCCGUUCCGUUGCCGGUGCGGUGAAGUGUUCUGCUCAGAGCAUAGGUAUUCCGAUCGACACGACUGUAGUUACGAUUACAAAGCAGCUGGUCGUGAAGCGAUUGCUAAGGAAAAUCCAGUUGUCAAAGCUGCAAAAAUUCUCAAAGUUUGAAAAAUGGAAGUUUGAAGUUUUUUCUUCUUUUUUUUUUUUUGCUAUUUUCAAAGUUGUUGAACCAGUCAAGAGGAGGAGUUUUGUGGGGGUGGUGGUGGAAAAUGAAUGGUGGGGGUGUUGUGUUGUAAAUUUGAUGAAUGGAUGAGGGUAUUGUUGUCAUUUAAGUUAUUAAUUAUUAUUAAAAUAAGGUAGUGGAAACUUUUUUUUUUGUGUUUUUAUUUUAUGCGGAGUAUAUUGCUUUAACUUUAUGCUGCGUUGUACUUGUGCCAUUAUCACAUGAAAAUUAUUUAUUCUUAUUGCUA